CAUCCUAAAAUAAAACGUCAUAAUAUAUAGAGAUUUUUUCUUCCAAAACAUGAGCAGAAGAUUGCGUAUCGAAGAAGAAAAACUUAAACAACUAAAAGAUGAGUUACAAGAGGAAGAAGACAAAUUAAAACUACAACUAGAAAGAAUAUUUGGUCCGCUGGUUUGGAGGCGUUUACAGAACGGAAUCAAAAUACAGGAUUUGCAGGAAAAACAUUUCCAAGAAGCGGUUGAUUUAAUUCUGGAAAAUUAUAUGCAGGAAGAUAUUCUCUUUCGAAAUACUACGAUAAAAAAUGAUUUGGCAUCGCAAAAAUCAUUUGCGGAUAGACUAAUUUUCAAACUUAAAGACCGUGCAUCAAUUAUGGCUAUCGACGAAGCAAACGAAGACUGUCUAGCUGGAGUUUUAGUAUUGAACCCUGUUACAAAAUGUGAUUUUGGCCGUGUGUACAGCAGAACGAUGCUCGUUGAAGGAAAAGCCUAUAAAAGUAUAACAGACUUCAUGAAUUACAUUAACAGAAAAGUGGAUGUUUUCGACCAAUGCCAAUGCGACAUAUACUUGCGAUAUUAUCUACUCUGUAUCAGAUCUGACUAUAGAAAUAAAGGACUGGGUUAUCAGAUGAUGCAGGUUGGUAUUGAUAUAGCUAGACACUUAAAAAUCCCAAUCGUAAUGGGCGUCUUCAACAAUUAUAAUUUGCAAAAGAUUGCGAAAAAAAUUGGUUUUAAUCAGAUUCUUUUUGAAUAUAAAUAUGUAAAAUGGUCUGACAAAAAUGGAGAAUUAGUUUUUUGCGACCCUGGCCCUGGAAAUUACACUUGUAAUGUUAUGGCCGGCAUAGUGCCACCACCUCCUGAACCUGAUCCUGUGCCAUCGGCAGAAGAAAAAGCUUCAAAAGCAAAAGUUACGAGAUCCGAUAAGAAAAAACAAAAACUGAAAAACUAAACGACGACAAUUAAUAUUUUUUAUCCAUAUGAUUUAUAAUAACUAAUUUAAAUUUAUAAUAUGAUACCUUCGCCAUAUUGUCAUUAAAAUUUAUUCCUUUCCAUGCGGAGC
Sitophilus oryzae (rice weevil) is the source of this 1045-nucleotide messenger RNA. RefSeq lists its product as uncharacterized. NCBI's taxonomy places the organism in Eukaryota, Metazoa, Arthropoda, Insecta, Coleoptera, Curculionidae. The coding region runs from base 50 to 934 and encodes 294 amino acids. The transcript is spliced from 6 exons. The record is from RefSeq and is a predicted model, not a curated record. Gene Ontology annotation, molecular function: N-acetyltransferase activity.